UGUGACAUUUAUUAUCAUUAAAAUUUUUAUACUCUUAGUUUACACAAUGUCUUUUCGAGAACUAAGAAAUUUCACUGAAAUGAUGCGUGUCUUGGGCUACCCAAGACUGAUAUCUUUGUCUAAUUUUCGACAUCCCAAUUUUCCUUUGAUAGCUGAAAUACUUAUAUGGCUUGUAAAAAGAUUUGAUAGUGAUGCCAAUAUACCAAGUGAUCAUAGUACAGAGCAAGAACGCGUAGCUCUGAUUAGACGGGUUACUGAGUUUAUGAUAAAAACAGUGAAUAUAAGACUGAAUACAAAAAAAUUGUACAUGGCUGACAGCCAAGCGGUUCCAGAAUUGUUGAAGAUGACCACAUUGUUGUACGAGGCUCAAUCACAGAGCACAGAUGAUCUAUUGUUAUCAGAAAAUCGACCACCCGUUAACUUUGAUAUUCCUGAAAGAAUCAACGAUCUAAAAGCUACAAGACAGUUGGCUAGCCAAUUGACAAUCAAUGGUGCAUCUCUGUACGAUUUGCUAGGAAAAGAAGACGAAUUGCGAGAAAUUCGAAAUUCCAGAGUUUCUCAUCAGUAUGACUCUUCAGAAAUCGAAGGAGCCGUAAAAGAGGUCAUCGAAAAUACGAAAAAAGAAAUAGAAGAGAUGAAGCAUUUAAUUGAAAAUGUGAAGGACACGGAGCAAAAUUUAGACACUCGCAUCGAGCGACGGAAAACCGAACUCGAGCGCAAUCAGAAGCGGCUCCAAGCGCUACGCAAAGUCAGGCCGGCCUUCAUGGAAGAAUUCGAGAAGCACGAGGUCGAGCUCAAAUCUUUGUACGACGAUUAUCUGCAAAAAUUCCGUUACCUGGCGUACCUGGAGCAUCUGUACGACGACGCGGCCAAGGCGGAGCAAGAGAGAUUCGAACGAAAGCAAGCAGCGACGAAGAAACAACUCGAGCAAUUGAGGGUAGACGACGCGAACGUCGAUCUUAUGGAGGGCAACGAAUCCAUGUUCAACACCAAGAUCCCGAGCAGCUUGAAUCUUGCCGAGGGUGAAAAGAAUCCCGCGGAGAACAACAGUAAAGACACCAAAAAAUCGGCCAGAAUAAAUCUGAGCCAGCGACGACUGUACGGCAGCAUGUCCGGGCGUCAUCCGGGCAAGCUCAAGGAGGCGAACGGCAGCGUCGGCUCGUCGGACUCGGACAGCGAUCUGCUGAUCGACAACAUCGACGACGACGACGACGAGGACGAUCUGCUGAAUUCCGUCGAUCCCAACGUCAACGACUUCAACGUCAAGUCCAACAGCGACGAGAAGAGAGCCGUGAGCAAGGUCGACCACACGGAUGACGAGUUUUAGAAGGGAUAUAAAUUAAUUCAGGCGAGAGUAACGAUAAAAAU
Molecule: messenger RNA, 1368 nt
Organism: Trichogramma pretiosum
Lineage: Eukaryota; Metazoa; Arthropoda; Insecta; Hymenoptera; Trichogrammatidae
Gene: Cluap1
Product: clusterin-associated protein 1
Exons: 6
Coding region: 47-1327 (426 amino acids)
Biological process (GO): cilium assembly
Cellular component (GO): centrosome; cilium; intraciliary transport particle B
Source: RefSeq, a predicted model, not a curated record